Eufriesea mexicana is the source of this 1159-nucleotide messenger RNA. RefSeq names its product peroxisomal biogenesis factor 3 (gene Pex3). NCBI's taxonomy places the organism in Eukaryota, Metazoa, Arthropoda, Insecta, Hymenoptera, Apidae. Gene Ontology annotation, biological process: protein import into peroxisome membrane. The record is from RefSeq and is a predicted model, not a curated record. The transcript has a single exon. Gene Ontology annotation, molecular function: protein-macromolecule adaptor activity. Gene Ontology annotation, cellular component: peroxisomal membrane. The coding region runs from base 14 to 1132 and encodes 372 amino acids.
UUUAUUUUAAAAAAUGUUUUCGAGACUUCAUGGAUUUGUAAAUCGUCAUAGACGAAAAUUUAUAGUAGGAGGUAUUAUUGUUGGCGGUGUUAUCUUUGUUAGAUACACAGCACGCAGGCUUCGAGAAUGGCAAGAAAAAGAGAUAAAAGAUAUGUUAGACAGAUCAAAACGACGGCAAUAUUUUGAAUCUACUGAGAGGACAUGCAGUCAUAUGAUAAUGUCUCUUACAUCAACUUUAAGAGUUUCUAUAAUAAAGAUUUUGGAUACUGAUGCUAUUGUAAAUAAGCUUAGAAAUGGUUGUCCUGAUAAAAUAGCAUGUUGGAAUGAAUUAAAAGUUUUAGCAAUUGCUAGAUCUGCUGUAGUAGUAUAUUCAUAUGCUAUGUUAGCAACUUUAAUAAGAAUUCAAUUUAAUGUAAUGGGUGGUCAUGUAUACAAGGAUAUUCAGAAUUCUAAUGAUACAACUACAGAAAAUGUUAUACAAACAAAGUAUAUGUCACUUUCGCGUCACUUUAUAUAUGAUGGGAUUAAAAAAUUAAGUUUACUUAUAAAAGACAAAGUGGCAGAAAUAACAGCAUCUAUAUCUUUAAAAGACGAAUUAACCUUAAGAGAUAUAGAAGAAAUAUAUUGGGCAGUAACAUCUUCUAUUUCUUCAGAUAAUGCAAAGAAUCCUAUAAAAAAUCUUGCCGAAUAUAUGCUACUAUCAAAUUGUGAAGAAGAGCCAACACCUAUACUAUUAAAAUUAUUUAAUGAAACAUUGGAUCUCCUAGAAAGUGAAGAAGUACAAAAUUUGACACAAAGUAAUAUUAGAAAUGGAUUUAAUUUACUAGUAGAUCACAUUUCUGCAUUCUUUAUUGGUUCUCCUAUAAUAGAAAAUGGUAAAACUAUUCAAAAUGGUAUUUCAGUACCAGGAACAUCAAAUCAAAAUAGCACAAACAUGAGGUAUGAUUCAAGUGUGUUUACAAAUAUCAAUAAAGUAUCAAUGCCAAUGGCUAAAAUAAUACCAAUUAUAAAUGGACAAGUACCAGAUAAAUCAACAUCAAAAGAUUUUCAAAGUGAAUUACUACAACGUCUUGUAUUAAAUAAUGAACUUAAAACACUUGGAGCAAAUAUUUACGAAGCAUUUAGUUUUUAAAUAUAAUAAUUCAAGCAUUCAUAUUGU